AAUUGUUUCUGCAAGACAACUCGCGUUGGUCUAGAACCAAGGACUAGCAAUGGCUUCUUCAACCGCUGAUUUGGUAAAGCUAGCUCAGACGCUUAUUCGCGAUGGGCCAAAGAGGAUCGAGCCAACAAGUCGACGUGUCCGCGGCCUUUUUAACGGGAAAUAUGUGUUCGAUACUACCAAGGCACGUCACGUGUGGGAACUUGACCUACGAUACCCACAAUACUAUGUCCCCAUUGAAGACUUCACCAGAGACGCAAAACUGUUCGCGGACGCAGUUAUCGACUACACCUCCGGAACCGCACACCUCUACAAGCUAACCAGCGGCACGCGCAGCACAAACCGCAUGCUUGUUUUCCAUUCCGGCGCACUCCAAGACCUCGUCAAGGUAGAUUUUCCCGCCAUGGACCAGUGGUUCGAAGAAGACACGCGCAUCUACUGUCACCCUAAGGACCCCUACAAACGCAUUGACAUUUUGCCGUCAUACCGCAGCAUCAAAGUAGCGCUCGGCGGCGUGACGCUGGCCGAGACCACCAGUGCGCUAUUUUUACUAGAAACAACGCUGAGAACGCGGUACUACGUUCCGCCUACCAGCGUGCAAUGGGAGUAUCUGAUUCCCAGCGAUACGACGACGUUGUGUCCGUAUAAGGGACAGGCAGAGUACUAUCACGUUAAUAUCAAUGGCAAGUUGUACAAAGAUUUGGUGUGGUACUAUCGGUAUCCGACGAUGGAGAGCGGGUUGAUUGCGGGAUAUCUAUGCUUUUAUAAUGAGGCGGUGGAUGUGUGGGUUGAUGGGGUGAAGGAGGGGCGGUAGUAGUUAAAAAGGGUGAGAGUUCGAGGUGAUUUAUUGGUGAGUAGUGCAUUGGAUAAGGGUUAUCUGGGGAAGAUUGGGCAACCUGAUCGCCAUUACCGUUACCCAGAUAUAGCUUUCAACAGAAAGUCUGGAUAAAGGGAUAAAGGGAUUUUCAGGGUAUCUACGUACGACCAAACCCGUAGUCUUGUAGCCUGGAAAACCAACAUGCUUUUUUUUGCGAAUAUCGCACGAUCGG
This is a messenger RNA of Bipolaris sorokiniana ND90Pr, 1046 nucleotides long. RefSeq lists its product as uncharacterized. The record is from RefSeq and is a predicted model, not a curated record. The transcript is spliced from 3 exons. Lineage: Eukaryota; Fungi; Ascomycota; Dothideomycetes; Pleosporales; Pleosporaceae. The coding region runs from base 50 to 811 and encodes 253 amino acids.